AUGUCUCCCACACAACUAGCCAUGACUACUCCUGGUCGAGUCUGUGCUCGAUGUGCUCGUAUCGUGAGGAUUGAGUCUCCAUUUACUAUGGUCUUGGCCAUGUGUGCAAGCCACGAAGUCCCACUGAGAAGGAGUCAAUCGGCGCCUCUCUCCCCGCGACGGCCCUACGUCGGCCCAGGGCAUCGCGGUCCCGCGGUGGAUAGUCGCGGUCCAAGGAAGAAGAAGUGUGACGAGAACCGCCCUCGAUGCAGUGACUGCCGGCGAUUGAAUCUGCCUUGUCAAUGGUUUUCCACCACCAGCACCGCUGAGACAAUCGACACCUCCUCGUCAUCUUCCCCAGAUUCCCAUGCGACGGUCUCGCCCUCUGCAGAUCCGAUCCUUCCUUCCGACGGCGAUCCGCUGGCCUUGAGCUCGAUCACCCCGGAAGAUGACGAGGAGUUUAUUGCCACGCUGUUCCCACAUCCAUUACCCAAACAGACAGCCCUCGUGCUACCACUUGAGUGGUCUCCAAUCUCCACUAAUCCCUUCCUGCGUGGAGAAGAGGACCGGUCGCUGUUUAAUCACUACAUCCACGUCGUGGCGCGGGCCUUAUCGCGCUCCCACGAUCCCGAUCGGAACCCAUUCCUCGUGACGCUUUUGCCGCUGGCGGCCGCGUCCGAUGCCGUGACGAGUGUGAUCCUCAGCUUGAGUGGGUGUCAUUGGAGAAGAGUCUACCCCAGUAUCUGGGGUUGUGCCUUGAAACGGCAAGGACAAGGUUGCUUACUCGGCAGAUCCGAUCGUCAGUGCAUUUUUGAAGCCUGUGCCACCGUUCUGCUACUAUGUUUGACGGAGCUGUUUGACGGCACGUCCAAGGUGUGGAAAUGGCACCUCAAAGCCGCGAGCGCCAUCCUUAAAUCCCCCGCAUUUCAGAACCUCGUCUCCACCGAUGAGUGGACCUUUUGCAUCAGCCUGUUCCACUAUCUCGAUGCCAUGUCCACCAUCUCCCGGUGCAAAGCGCCUCUCUUGCAUAAUAGCGACAACCUGGCCGAGCUGACCACCUCUCUGCGGCGGAACAGCGUGCCCGAACUAGAACGCAGCCAAUCAACGGAUGCCAUCUACGGUAUCUCGCCCGCGCUAUUUGACUUUUUGGGUAUGGUCAAUCUGUUGGCCAAUCACCGGAGUAAGCGCGUCGAUGAGCUAUCCGAGAUUGGCUUCCGAACGGCAGCUUCACAUUUGGAGACUCGGAUCGAUGAGUGGCGGACAGACCAUGACCAGAUUACGGAGCUAGAGCCUGAGACGGAGCGCGCUACAACCGCGUUUGAAUGGGCAAUUCGAUUGCGGCUGCAUCAGGUUGUUGAGGGAUAUGACCCACUCCAUCCAUUCGUGGAGCGGUCGAUUACGAUUAUUCUGGACGCGGUGCAGCAGGUUCCGUACGCUAGUCGGGUCGAGGGGUGUCUUCUCUUUCCCCUGGUGAUCGCUGGAUCAAGUAGUAUCAGUAUGGAGCGUCGAAUGAUGGUCAAGGAACGACUCAUGGUCAUGGAGAAUACCCUCGGGUUCGGCCAUAUUCAGUAUGCACGGCAAUUGCUGGAGACGGUGUGGAAUGGUGCUUCUUGUGCAACGGAUUUGAAUUGGGCUGCGGUGCGAUAUAGCAAAUUCCCCGGUGUCGUGUUUGUAUAG
Penicillium daleae is the source of this 1656-nucleotide messenger RNA. RefSeq names its product Zn(II)2Cys6 transcription factor. Gene Ontology annotation, cellular component: nucleus. The record is from RefSeq and is a predicted model, not a curated record. Bases 1 to 1656 code for a protein of 551 amino acids. Gene Ontology annotation, biological process: positive regulation of transcription by RNA polymerase II. Gene Ontology annotation, molecular function: DNA-binding transcription factor activity, RNA polymerase II-specific; zinc ion binding; transcription cis-regulatory region binding. The transcript has 4 exons. NCBI's taxonomy places the organism in Eukaryota, Fungi, Ascomycota, Eurotiomycetes, Eurotiales, Aspergillaceae.